GGUGGUUCCCCCCAACUUCCUGUACACCAGUCCUGCGGUCGUGGUUGUAUGUGGUAUAGUGAUAUACAACGUGGUCGUUGUAUAGUGAUACUAUAGUCGUAAUUGUGAGAGCUUUAGAGGUUAACACAGUCUUCUAUCUUUAUAAUUACAAUAUUAGAAAUGCCCAACAAACCUUGUUUCAAAGUCGCUGACAUCAAUCUAGCCGAAUGGGGUCGAAAAGAGAUCAUUUUGGCCGAAAAAGAGAUGCCUGGUCUAAUGGCUCUGAGGGAGAAGUAUAAAAAUAUUAAACCAUUGAAGGGAGCUCGCAUUGCAGGUUGUUUACAUAUGACUAUUCAGUGUGCAGUUCUUAUUGAAACGCUGGUUGAGCUUGGAGCAGAGGUGCAAUGGUCUAGUUGCAAUAUCUUCAGUACCCAAGACCAGGCAGCGGCAGCGAUUGCUGAGCGAGGCAUCCCCGUCUAUGCUUGGAAGGGGGAGACCGAUGAGGAGUUCAUCUGGUGCAUUGAGCAGACACUCGUUUUCCCUGAUGGAAAGCCUCUUAAUAUGAUACUGGACGAUGGAGGAGAUCUAACCAACAUGGUUCAUGAGAAAUAUCCUCAGUAUUUGGAUGGCAUCAAGGGGCUUUCAGAAGAAACAACUACUGGAGUUCAUAAUCUUCACAAAAUGUUCAAAGAGAAGAAGUUGAAGAUCCCAGCCAUCAAUGUUAAUGAUUCUGUUACAAAGAGUAAAUUCGACAAUCUUUAUGGAUGCAGAGAGUCUCUGGUGGAUGGUUUGAAACAAGCGAUGAACAUAAUGCUUGCUGGCAAGGUUUGCGUGGUAGCUGGCUAUGGAGAUGUUGGUAAAGGCUGUGUUCAAUCUUUGAGAGGAUUUGGAGCAAGAGUCAUUGUCACUGAAAUUGAUCCAAUCAUUGCUCUUCAGGCUUCAAUGGAAGGCUUACAGGUCACUACCAUGGACGAGGUAGCUAAGGAAGGCCAGAUAUUUGUUACUACAACUGGUUGCAAAGACAUUAUCAGGAGUGAUCAUUUCAAGCAAAUGAGAGACGAUGCUAUUGUCUGCAAUAUUGGUCAUUUUGAUUGUGAAAUUGAUGUCGCCUGGUUGGAGAAGAAUGCCAAAGAAAAAGUGAACAUCAAGCCACAGGUUGACCGUUACACAUUGAACAAUGGAAGACACAUAAUUAUUUUGGCGGAAGGACGUCUUGUGAAUUUGGGUUGUGCUAACGGACAUCCUUCGUUCGUGAUGAGCAACUCCUUCACCAAUCAAGUACUAGCUCAGAUUGAACUAUGGACGAAAACUAGUGAAUACCCCAUCGGUAUUCACAUGCUGCCGAAGAAGCUCGAUGAAGAGGUUGCUGCACUCCAUUUGGAUCAUUUGGGCGUGAAGCUUACUAAGCUUACAUCUGAACAAGCAAAAUAUAUUGGAGUACCACAAAACGGACCAUUCAAACCUGAGUACUACAGAUACUAGAUAUGCGUAGCCUACAUUUAAUCGAAUCUCUUUUUAAUUUGAAAGUGCAUAAUGUAGGCUAUCAUUAAUAUUGAGAACCUUUUGAAUUACUAUGUAAGCUUUUGUGAAUUGCUUUCAACGAUUUUCAGAUUUGUUUGACGAAAAUAAAUAUUUUUGGCACCUUA
Molecule: messenger RNA, 1625 nt
Organism: Nilaparvata lugens (brown planthopper)
Lineage: Eukaryota; Metazoa; Arthropoda; Insecta; Hemiptera; Delphacidae
Gene: Ahcy
Product: adenosylhomocysteinase
Exons: 8
Coding region: 160-1461 (433 amino acids)
Biological process (GO): L-methionine cycle
Cellular component (GO): cytosol
Molecular function (GO): adenosylhomocysteinase activity
Source: RefSeq, a predicted model, not a curated record